AUGGCAUCCGCUGGCUUGUCAACACAAAGAACACUUCUCAACUCUGGUUUUUUGAAUAAUGAUUUAGCUAGUACUAAUUUACAAGCCUCAUUGUUGAGAAAAUGGAACCAACCAGGCACAACAAGCAUGUCAUCACCACAAACACCACAAUCUGCAAGGGUUGUCAUGCCUCAAAAUAUGAUGGGUGGUGGUAUGACACCUCCCCAAGGCAUUAGCAGUGGCAAUGUACAACCACAACAGCAGCAAAUUUCUCCUCUAGGAGCUUACCACCCUCAGAAUCCACAACAAAACCAACAGAUUUCUUUCAACCAAAUGUCUUUCCUUCCCUUCAACAGCAACUCACCCACACUUUUAAACUUUGAUCCAACAUCCUUGUUGCAAUCCCAUAACCCACCUAAUCAAAAUAAUAAAUAA
Molecule: messenger RNA, 414 nt
Organism: Naegleria lovaniensis
Lineage: Eukaryota; Heterolobosea; Eutetramitea; Acrasida; Naegleriidae
Exons: 1
Coding region: 1-414 (137 amino acids)
Source: RefSeq, a predicted model, not a curated record